UGGUUUCAAGUCACCUGAGGACGCUUAUAAAUUGUUUCUGGUCGCUCCAUGGUUUCAAUGCUGGCACCUCUUGAGAGUUUUUGUAGAAAUUUAUAUGCAAUUGUCCUGAUUAUUUUCUAGCCAUGAGUUCCGCAAAACCCUACAUUGGCUGUAAAAUAGGGUUAAUUUCAAAAGCCCAAAAUCGUUAUGAGGGAAUUUUGUAUACAAUUGAUAAAGUGAAUUCCACAGUAGUGCUGGCAAAAGUCAAGUGUUUUGGAACGGAGGGACGACCCACUGACAGACCAACACCACCCAAAGAUGAUAUCUAUGAGUACAUCACUUUCCGGGGAAGUGAUAUUAAGGAUAUCACACUGUGUGAACCUCCAAGAUCUCACCAUGGCCUACCCCCAGAUCCUGCAAUAAUACAGUCAUCCAGUGCAGGCUCUUCAGGCCUCUACUCAGCUUGUGGACCAUUUAGCCCACUAAGGGUGCCUGCCUACAACCAACUUGCUGCCAGCUCUCUACUUAACCAACAGUAUGCUGCAGCUCUUGGCCUUGGGUCUAUACUUCCAGGCUUACAUGUUCGAAGGGGGCCCAUGGUGGAAAAGGCUGUUCAAACCCUCAAUGUGGAAAGAUCUGGUCAGAGGAGAGGUUUGACUGCAUCCCAGGAGCGGGAGCAGUGGUGGGAGAGGAGGCCCCAGAGGACCAGAGGAGAGAGUUCCCAGACCAGAAGAGGCGCUGGAGCCACCAUGAAGUCAGGCCCAGGUGUGCCCAGUGCUCGGCAGGAAACUUGGCGGCAGAAUUAUGAAAACGGGCCACCACCCAGAAGAAGACAAGGCGCUCGGAGGCGCAGGAACCGUAGUAGAGGCCAGCUGAUGGUGGCUAAUGUUCCAUCUGCCAUCCUUAAGUUUGACACAGACUUUGAUUUUGAUUCCUCAAAUGCUCAGUUUAUUAAGGAGGAGCUGGAGAGGGAGGUGCAGGACAGGAUGAAUAUGAAAGAUGGAAAUCAUGAGGAAGAAGAGAGAGAAAAAGAGGAACUGCACUCCACUGUAGAGAAUGCUCUUUUUGGACCAAAAUGCUACUACGACAAAGCAAAGUCUUUCUUUGACAACAUCUCAUCUGAUAAGAAGUUCAGACUAACAUGGGCAGAGGAGCGGAAGCGCAAUCUGGAGACUUUCGGGGUCCCUGGACGGUUCCUGAGGGGCCAAGGCUUCAGAGGUGGAUAUACUGGACGAAGAGGACGGGGCAUUGCUCAGACUCUUUCUUCUUACAGAACCAGGAGUGGGAGGCUGUAAAGGUCAGAGUUUGAUACCAAGGCACUAAAGCAACCCCAUCCUCCAAUGAUUGUUUUGCUUAUGUAUAACAAAUGGGAUUGUGUGUUACCCAUUAUGAAGAUGAUCAGCAAAAGCAGCACUCUUGGCACUGUAUGAAGAAGCAUAUUUUCACGUUUUUCUCCCUGAGGCAGUUAUCCUGCCCCAUUAUUAUUUAUUUGGCCCCAUUUUGAAUAUAGAUCCAUGGUCCACUGUAUGUGACAAUAUACAUUUAUUUUAUUUUUUACCCCCUCAGAAUGUUUGCCAGAAGAGUUAAUUUUUCUUUUCUUUUUUUCCAAUUAAAUGGGAAGUGACUGUUUAAGUUUCUGUUAUUUUCUGCUAUUUUGGAAGCAUUUCUUUCCUAAAAUGUAUUUGUUUCAUGUUUAAAAGUACUUGGCUUUGCCUCCUGGGAGGAGUACUCAUCAUAAUUUGUACAUUUAUUUCAUGAACAAACGUUGUAAACUAUAUAAAUAUUAUCAUGAAAUGAACUAUACUUAAAUGUAUUUAAAGGCUAAAUUUGUGUGUAUUGCUUUAUUCUGCCACAUUGAAGCAACAAGUGAGACUGAUGUAAAUAAACUGGAAAUUGCUGAUG
Siniperca chuatsi (mandarin fish) is the source of this 1881-nucleotide messenger RNA. RefSeq names its product LSM family member 14B (gene lsm14b). The transcript is spliced from 8 exons. The coding region runs from base 123 to 1274 and encodes 383 amino acids. The record is from RefSeq and is a predicted model, not a curated record. Gene Ontology annotation, molecular function: mRNA binding. NCBI's taxonomy places the organism in Eukaryota, Metazoa, Chordata, Actinopteri, Centrarchiformes, Sinipercidae.